UAAAUUACAUGAGUUUUCAAAUCACUUCCAGUGAUUUCUAUUUAUCUGUCUUAUUCCUCAUGGAAUAACCCCAUGGAUAGAACUUAUUGAAAAACAGUUCAUCAUUUCUCAAAUUCCAAAUAAUAUAAGCAAAUUUUAAGUUUAAUAAUAGGCCUCUUACCUUAUUUCAAGAUAAAAAUAACUGACCAUCUUUUUGAAACUAUUACAUUGAUUUAUUCAUUGUAUCAUUCCAAAUAGACAAUUAAUUACAUUAUAAUAGGUAUCAUUAAUCUAAGCUGAAGACAGUGCGUUUUUGGAGUGAGUGAUGAAAAAUAUAUAAGAGUCAGUAACCGCUAUUAUGUGUUAUAUCAGUUGUGAUUUAGAUAGUGUUCUAUUCUCUUUCUUUCCAUAGAACUUGGUCUGACCUGACCAGUGAUAUCGGAAUAUUUAUUAGUCAGUGUCAAGGAUAUCAGCACUGGAUGAAAACAUUAAGACAAGAUUGAAUUAUAAAUAGAGUGGUAAACAAGUGAGAGCUGUCACACAGCUGCAGUCAGAAUCCCUUCUCCGGACUUCCUGAGCAGAGCAGGUUCUCUCCGAUCUUCAAUCCUGAUUAAAUAUUUCGCCCAGAUCUAUUUCCACUGCACAUAUAAAUAGGGAGUUGAUUUUUCAUUACGGCAAAUGGUUUUUGUUUGUCGCGGCAAUAUGAAGACUGUCAGCACCGGUGAUAGUAUGGCUCAGCUGCUCUUCGUAUUCUUGUUCUCUCUCCUGCACGUCGACUGGACUCUCGGCCAAACUCAGGGCCACAUCUUAUACGGAGUCCCAUCAGCCUCAUCACAAGUCGUCUUCCAGAACGAUGCAGGAGUCAGUCGGAGUCUAGAGCUGCUUCCUCCCAAGUCACCAAUCCUGGGACCGCUCAUCAAGACCCUCAUCCUCAGCACACCCUCUGAGACCACCUUCCAGCCGGGCGCCCCUAAGGAUGUGCCAGAGGCGCCCUACCUGUACUACAGGCCACCUUCGCCCUACAGGAGUGCCGAGCCCUUUGACAGGAAUGUGCCCUCGAGGCAUACCAGCGAUUAUGUUCUUGUACCCUACAGUGUUCCGGGGUCUAUCAGCUCUGAACCACUUAAUGCCCCACCGGGAACCGUAGUGAUAUUAUGAGGAGUGUGAUAGGAAUUUGAGUGAAACUAUAAACAGUAUUCAAAUUCUCAAUGCAAAAUUGAAAAGUUAAAGAUUAAUGGAAUGUAUAUGAAUGUUGUCAAUCAACAUUGUUUGCUCAAUUAAUCGAUCUUCGUUAAAAUGAGUAGAAAAUGCAACUCUGUUGACAAAAGGGAAUGUGUUACUGAUAGUAAAUCUUUUAUUUAUUCAGGUUUUUGAAAUUUGAAUGAAAUUAUGCUCACAUGAACCACAUUAGCCCAAGGAUUCUGGAUGUGUGUGUAUUAUUGGAGAUGGGUGGAUGAUGAGUAAUGAAGGUUUGCAAUAAUGAACGAUGAAUGCAUUAUUUU
Molecule: messenger RNA, 1481 nt
Organism: Nilaparvata lugens (brown planthopper)
Lineage: Eukaryota; Metazoa; Arthropoda; Insecta; Hemiptera; Delphacidae
Exons: 2
Coding region: 658-1137 (159 amino acids)
Source: RefSeq, a predicted model, not a curated record